Lytechinus variegatus (green sea urchin) is the source of this 6798-nucleotide messenger RNA. RefSeq names its product speckle-type POZ protein-like. The record is from RefSeq and is a predicted model, not a curated record. Gene Ontology annotation, biological process: proteasome-mediated ubiquitin-dependent protein catabolic process; regulation of proteolysis. Gene Ontology annotation, molecular function: ubiquitin protein ligase binding. Lineage: Eukaryota; Metazoa; Echinodermata; Echinoidea; Temnopleuroida; Toxopneustidae. Gene Ontology annotation, cellular component: cytoplasm; nucleus. The coding region runs from base 310 to 1398 and encodes 362 amino acids. The transcript is spliced from 9 exons.
ACAAAGAAUUGGCUCUCUCUCGAAUGAUACGCUCUUUGCUGCUCGUCCCGAUCUUCGCUAACCCCGGUGAAAGCUUAGGAAUUUCCUAUCAAUUUAGGCCUAAAAUGGGAAAUAAGAUUCUUCAGGACUGAGAAAAAUUAUCUGAAUAUUUAUUGAUACCUUUCCUAUGGCGAAGGAGACAAGAGAAAUCGAACCGUGAGAUUGAUGUGAAAUUGGCCAGUCUCACCUUAUUUAGAUCUGCCAGCACAAAGCAAAUCGUGUACCAAACUGGCGACGUCACGGGUACCAAGCCCCCCUCCGUCAGACGUCAUGUCCUGUCCCGUGGCAGAGAACUGGUGUUAUACCCAGGUGAAGGUUGUAAAGUUCUCAUACAUGUGGACAAUUAACAACUUUAGCUUCUGUAGAGAAGAGAUGGGAGAAGUGCUCAAGAGUUCAACAUUUUCAUCAGGUGCUAAUGACAAGCUAAAAUGGUGUUUGCGUGUGAAUCCUAAGGGCCUUGAUGAAGAGAGCAAGGAUUAUCUGUCUCUCUAUCUCCUCCUCGUGUCCUGUAAUAAAGCUGAAGUCAGGGCCAAGUUUAAGUUUUCUAUACUCAAUGCAAAGAGGGAAGAAACAAAAGCCAUGGAGAGCCAACGAGCAUACAAAUUUGUCCAGGGCAAGGAUUGGGGAUUCAAGAAAUUCAUAAGGAGAGAUUUCUUGAUGGAUGAGGCCAACGGUUUACUUCCAGAUGAUAAACUUACCCUCUUCUGUGAGGUGAGUGUUGUCGCAGAUACAGUAAAUGUCUAUGGACAGUCUAACCAAUCGCAACUCAAGGUACCGGAAUGCAGAUUAGCAGACGACCUCAGUGCGUUACUAGAGAGGGCAGCAUUUAGUGAUGUCACUCUGUGUGUCAACGGUCAAGAGUUCAAAGCUCACACAGCAAUUCUUGCAGCGAGAUCUCCAGUCUUCAAUGCUAUGUUUGAGCAUGAAAUGGAAGAGAAGAGACACGGAAGGGUGGAAAUCACGGAUGUUGAACACAGUGUUAUGAAGGAAAUUUUAAGGUUCAUCUACACAGGCAAGGCUCCCAACCUUGAGAAAAUGGCUGAUGAGUUACUAGCAGCAGCAGACAAGUAUGCAUUAGAUCGGCUGAAGGUUAUGUGCGAAGAGGCAUUAUGUACCAAUUUAACGAUAGACAAUGUUGCAGAUAUCCUGGUUUUAGCAGACCUUCAUAGUGCAGAUCAACUUAAAGCUGUAGCCAUCGAUUACACAAAUAGCCAUGCGACAGAGGUAAUGGAUACCAAUGGAUGGAAAACAAUGGUGCACAGUCAUCCAGGGCUGGUUGCUGAUGCUUUCCGAGCGCUGGCCACCUCACAAAGUCCGCCUUUCAUGGGCCUGCCACGGAAGAGACUUAAGCAGAACUGACAGCAUACCUGUGCAAAAUAGACACUCCAUGUGAUAUAGACUUUUGUGACGCUGUGGUAUUUACUCUCUCUGUGAAUAGGAUCUUCUUGAAUUUUUUUGAUAUGUAGAUAAAUGAAAAGAAGGAUGUAUGUCUGGAACUUUUGUUUGCGGUGGAAAGGACUUCCUGUUGAAUUGAAUCCAUGGCCUGCGUGGGAUCAUGGAAGUGAAAGAUAAUGUAAGAAGCUGCCGAAUGAUGGUUGAGAUUGCGGUAUUGUUCACUACCAAACUAUGUAUUCUGGCAGUACAACUGAUGAUCGUGUAAGGAGAUGAGUACAUACAUAUCCAUAACCAAUGACAUUCGUUUUAAGGAUCCAAGAAUGCUUACUCUGCAGUAACAGAUUGCCAUACUUCACAUCAUCGAAGGUGGUUUUAGUGCUUCUCUAUUCCAAGUUGACAUGAAGAAAAUAUGCAACGUUGAAGGAUCAUUCAGGCAAUGCAAGGUGCAAAUUCUACACCAUUCAGCAUCAUAACUUCAUCUCUUAUGUAAACCAAGGCAAUCAUCAACAAGAUGACAUUUCUGGUUUAAUGUGAUUAUGCAAAUUCUUUUACUUGAAUUGUAGUUUUUUUCAUGGAUGAGUUGAUUAUUAUGAUGAAGAUUUUGGCUUUGGAAAUGUGAGAGUUCAAUACACCCAACGACAAUACCCAGUAUUAAUUAUCUGUAGGAAAUUAUUGUUUAAUUCACUUUUGUGUAAUGAAAUGAACAGCAAAAGCCAUUUUAGAAUUUAUUUUCAUAGUUGAUAGGCAUUUUAACAUAGCAUUAAUGUUUUAUGAACUCUAUUCAAGCACUCAUUGCCAAGGAUAUGAUUCAAAUCCAUGAUAUUUAUUUCUAUUUAAUUUUCAAUUCAUACUUGAAUGCAUGAAAAAAUGCAGACAUUGUAAUGUCAAAGUAUUCCUAUUUCUUAUACUGUCACUAUCCUAUUAAGGCUAUGGUUGCAUAAAAUCUGACAUUAUUGGUAAGUCUGCGAUUAAUGGUACAGUAUCCUUUAUUAUGGCUGUGCUAAACAGCCAACUAAACUCAAAAUUUCUGUAGAAGUUACCCUAAUAUACAAUUCGAUCCAGACCCCCCCCCUCGCACCUAGAUGAUAUGACACUGGACUUAUUUUUUUCUCCUUGAUCCUAAACUGGUGGGAAAGCAAAAGAUAAAAAGUAAGAUCACAUUUUCAUGCCAAACACUGAAACAAUUGUAAAUUGGCUAGGAAGUUGGGGGGGGGGGGCAGGACAGGACUUUACAUUUUGCACAGUAUACCUAUAUCACAAAGGAUCUCAUCAUAAUUGCAUUUCAUGUCUUUGAUUUACAAAAAAAAAAAAUUUGGAUAUGAUUUCUUUUAAGAAUGUACUUGUGACAUUCUUCCAUGAUUUUUAGAGCAAAUUUGAAGGCAAUAAGUUGACAUUUCACGAGUUGCGAUGUUAUACAUUUAUACAAGUUCUGUAGAUUACAUAGAAUUUUUUUUCCCAUCUGAAGGUACAACAGUCAAACCAAAUACUUGUUAGUCCUAUCUAUAUCAAUGUAGCCAUAUUUUUACCUUAAAAUAUUAAAACACUUCAAAGGAUUAGCUAUGGAUGGGGUUCCUGAGGUGACUUAUUCAUCUGUUCCUGUAGGUCUUGGGCUUUUAACCGCAAGUUUGGUAUAAAACUUGGUACGUAUGUUCCCUGUUUCAAUCACUAUAUAAAUCAUAUUGGUUCUGCAUUUUUUUAUUAUAUUUUCUUGUAUUUUAUUAUUCUUUCAAUUUAUAUGUCUGUCUUUGUUUCUUAAUUCCUUUUUUUUUUGUUUUUUACCAACAUUUUUGUCAAUAUUAAGACCACAAGAGCUUUUUGAAAGAAAAAAUAAAAUCAUACAUUUUUGUAUCUCAGCUUUAUAUUUAUUUUGUACAUGAAAUCACAUUUAUGAACAAAAUUUGGUCUAAUUUUAGUAACUUCUGAAGCAUGUACCCAAGUGUAUAAAUUUGAUUUCAUCUCAAAAGAAAAAAAGUUUCCUUUCUGAUCUACUUCAUGUAUGUCGUACAUGCUGUUUUCUUUUAUGAUACAGGGAUACUUCACUUAAAACCUUCAAUCCUAUUAUGUUUAAUUAAACAGAUUUUACUAGUCUAGUUUUCUCAGUACAAAAAAAACAAUCACUUAUAGAAUAACUGGCAUCUAUGAAGGGUUUUUUCAGAUAUGAUUAUUCGUAGUGUUAUUAGUAUCCAUCAUUUUCAGAGGAAUUUUGAAUAAGGAGCAUCUUGAAAAAGUCACAAAAAUUAAAAAAUUGUUUUUUCCUACUUAAAAAGAAAAAAACAUUGUUUAGGGACACUAUAUCUGCAAUAUAUUUAUCUGGCCAAAAUACCGCACAUUUGUAAGGCAAGGAAUAAACUGUUAUUGCCAAAUAACCAUGUCAUAAUAGCUGCAUUGCAAAUCUAAAACUGCCUAAAUAGGACUUGAUGAAGCAGCAUGUGAAAUUACUGGCAACAAGUCUUGAAUAUUGUAAAUAAGGAUAUAUGCCAACCUGAUCACAUUUUCCUCCUGCACAAGCAGGAAUGCUAUGGUGUCCCAUGCUGGUGAUUUUCAUGACACAUUGGCCUGAAUUUACAAAGGUAGUUAUGGAAACCGUAGGUUGAACUCAUGGUUCAUGCAGAUUUCUUGUAUAAAUUCUGUCUAAUUUACUGCGUACCUAAAAAAAUUUACUUCUGAUGGAUGUUUUAUCACAUUGUGCUAUUGAUGCUUGUUGCCAAGGUUGAGCAUGCUAUUUUGAUUUCACUGUUAUGAACAGUGGACUCAUGAACAAAAUAGCAUGCUCAACUAUGGUAACAUGCGUUAAAUUGGCGCAUCAGUGAUAAACGCACAUCAGCAUUGGACAUGAAAUUCAUACAUGAAAUCUGCAUAGACCAUGAGUUCAACCAACAGUUUUCAAGCCCACCCUUGUGAAACCCAGUCAAUGGUUCUAUCCAUACGUCUGUGAAUAGAAUGUGGUGGUUCACCCAAAUUAAAUUAUGCCUGCAGGGAUUAUUUGGAUGUAUAACUGCAAACUAUUGUUGGGCAGGUAUACCAAGGGAGUAUGUUGUCUGACAAGUUGUCAGAUCUAACAGCUUUUCUUGAUUUUGAUCAUCUGAGAAGCACUUCUAUGGUAGCUGUUGGAUCAAAAAGACUUUUUUUGGAUUAAACAUCUGACAUGUCGUUUCCGUUCUAGGCUUUCCACUGGUUCUCAGAUUUAUUGUCCAUAAAAAUGCUAGUCCUGCUUCUUCAAGUCCUCUUUGCAUUUCAUAUGAAUGCUUGCUUAACCAUGUGAUAGUCAUUUGGAAUGUUGCAGAUUAUUCUAACCUGUAUCAGGAUAAAAGUGUCAGAUGAAUGGUUAACUGGUUAAGUGAUUUGUUAUGGUCCUUGUAAGUGAUGGCAGUCUUUAUAGAGUAACACUAAAGCUUAAACAAUUAAAAAUGAGAAAGAGAGAGAGGGGGGGGGGAUGAAAUCUCCCAGAACUGUCUGUUGAAUCUUAGCAUAUUGUAAAUGAUUAAGUGUAUGUUUAUAUGGCAUUUGUACUGAAAUUUAUAUGAUUCUGAAUUCACAUCUUGUUUUUAGUUUGUCUUGUGUGUUUUGCAAAUGCACUAUGCUUAAUGAUGAUUUGCACAACUUUGUAUGUUCAUAGAAAAAAUGGCAAUUCUUCAUGUGAUUAUAAAAUGAAAUCAUUUUGAAUUUGAGCAAGAAUCUAAGGUCACCAGUAUCUUGGAUUGCUGGUCGGUUACACUCUUAUGAAAAUGAAUUAAAAAAUUUUUCUUAUUACCUUUAAUGAUUCUCAAAUUGUAGAAUCAUUUGAAAAGGAAGUCACACCUUUUAAAUAUUUUGUAAGUUGAUAAAGUUUAUUUUCACAGAUUAAUAGUAAAGGGAAUUGGUUCCUAUGGUUCUUUUGAACUGUAACAAAUUUUCAGCGAAAAAACCCCCACACAAUUUCCCUUAGUAAAAUAUAGUUUCCUAUUAAAAAGACAUCUAUACAUGGAAACAGUCAUAUUUUAGGUAGAUCCACCAUGAAGCAAUUGCAUAAAAAAGUCCCCUGGCACUUUGCAGCUAACCUGAAUUAUAUAAUUCUAGUAUUAAAAGCAUUUUAAUACUGAAAUAAUGAUAAUAAUUACCACAAAAGAAAAAAAAUUUGCGAUCCUUGAGAUACUGUGGGAAAGUACACAACAGACAAGCAUAGGAUUUUCUUCUGGUAAUGGGAUUUUUAAAAUGGUAGAGUCAUAGCGAGGAUGACAGUUCUGUACACAAUCGAUUAUUCAAAAUGUAGCUCUGAACUCUACUUAUUGAAAAUAUAAUGUUGUAUAAUAAGUGCAGAGAUAAUUGGCCCUGUAACACAAAGGUUCGCAAUCAAUGACAAUAUGACAAUGGCAAGUCAGAAUUGUUCUUUUAAUCUUGCAAUUCAUCACAAAUAUUUGUGUUACAGGGUUCAGCAUCACUAUCGAAUCGAUAUAUGUGACAUGAAUAUUCUUUUUCUUUUUUUUUAAUAAACAUGUUUUGUAGAUAGAGAAAGCUAUUUAUUUGAUACUAGAAAGAGCCUUGUUCAAUAAUAUUCUUGUUUCUUAUAUAACUGUUUGUGUUAAAAUCAAUAUCAUUGAAACUUUCCAUGUUAUUUAUGGUGCAAAAUAAGCUAGCUCAAACUGAAGAUAUACAUGUACAUCUGUUGUAAACCCUUUUUGUUUGUCUUGUGAAAUUAACAUUCAAACAUUGCUACACAGUCUUGUUACCGCUAUAUUUUCUUUUGCCUUCAUUUUACCAAGUCUCUGAUGCAUUUAUUUUCAUGAUUGCAGACAGCGAUAGUUUAUCAUCAAGGUAUUGCUUCAUGAAGCUCCUAGAAAGUGAUUUCAAAUUCACUAAUCAUUUUUAUUUGUGUCAAGAGGGUUGUAACAUAGGAAGUUGUGCUCUUCCACCAGUCACUGUCAUGGAACACUGAUGUAUAUCCAACCAUUUCUUGUAGGAUGGGGGGGGGGGGGGGUCAGAUACUUAGAGAUUUGAAACAGUUUCGAAAUCACACAAGUUUUUGAAUUACACAAAAAUAUGAACUCAAAAGUUAAAAUCUUGUUCAAUUUUGUUUCCUAUAAUGAUAACACUUUGUACUAAAAAUUGAUGAAACUUUCCCUGUUACCUUUUCCAAAUGGUGUUUAAAAUUGAUUGUCGGAACACACAACUAGGUAUGCUAUCCUAUAUAGUCACAAAUAAUCACAGUAUAAAAAUCAUGGGACUGGAGCAUUCUCAUGUGGCAUUAAUAUUUUCAUUUCUAUUUGCGUUUGUUGCUGAAAUUAUUUGAAGAAGGGACACAAGUCUUAUCAUUUAUCAUUUGUUGGACACCCCAAUUGCCCAUUUUGUAAGAUAUUGAAAUAAAGUACAUGUAUGUAGAAUACCGUA